Molecule: messenger RNA, 4985 nt
Organism: Babjeviella inositovora NRRL Y-12698
Lineage: Eukaryota; Fungi; Ascomycota; Pichiomycetes; Serinales
Product: protein disulfide isomerase
Exons: 1
Coding region: 78-4769 (1563 amino acids)
Biological process (GO): protein folding
Cellular component (GO): endoplasmic reticulum
Molecular function (GO): protein disulfide isomerase activity
Source: RefSeq, a predicted model, not a curated record
UUAAUCCUGGCGCGUAAUUCAACUCUUUGGCUGCAUAUUGCACCAUCAAAUAACCGGAUUGACGCUAGUGAUACACCAUGGGGUUUACCAAAAUAUGGUUCUGCCUCCUCACGUUUUUCGUGCUCGGAAAAGUGAUAUCCGAAACAUCUCCGUUCAGCCAAGAUCUCCCGCCAAGUUUGACACUAGACACUUUCGGCGCCACCAUAGCGGAGGGUCUCACGUUUGUGGAGUUUUACUCGCCAAAAUGUGCUGGUUGCAGGAAAAUCGCGCCAAUAUGGGAAGCCACGUACAAAGCGCUCCAGUCUGACGGUAAAGCUUACGGCGUGAGUAUGAGACAGGUGAAUUGCGAUGAAAAUGGCGACUUGUGCAGCCGUGAGAAUGUCCCUCUGUAUCCCCUGUUUAUGCUUUACGGCCCCAAGGGUAAUGCCAAUGGCUUUGUUGAAAUCUAUCCCGCUGACAUGGCUCGUGAAACCGAGCUGUUUCUUGCGUACUUUUUGAGUCACAGUCUGGGCAAAACACCCGGAACUGAGUCUAAGGUUGAGCCUAAAGUUGAGCCUAGAGAUGAGCCAAAGGUUGAGCCAAAGGUUGGGUCUGAGGUCAAGCCAAAGGAUUCGCUCGAGGGCUUGCCUGAUAUUCUCACUAAAACAACCUUUGAUGCCAUCACCGAGAAAGGUCUUGUAUUUGUCGAGUUCUUCUCGCCCCUGUGUGGCCACUGUGUUCAUUUUGCGCCCCAGUGGAAAGCCAUGUUCGACCGGUUUGACCUAGUGGCCAUAGACUACGGAAUCGUGUUGAGACAAGUUAACUGCUUGGAGCUGGGCGACUUGUGCGAAAGAGAAGGUGUCAAACACUUUCCGCAGUUCAGAUUAUAUGGCCCAGACGCCAACGGAAAGAGCAAGAUGGUAGACCAGUUUCCAUUGGGGAGCAAGCGAAGGGAAGAAGACUUUUGGCCGUACUUAUUGGAGCACAGUCCAAAUAAGGAGGCAGUGGUUAAGGCUGGUAAGGUUAUUUCUGUAGAGCUGAAAGAUAAGGAAUCUAAGGAUGCCAAGAACGACAAGGAUGUUGCAAAGGAGCCCCCAAAGGUGGAUGCAAAGGGUGCUGCCAAGGACUCGACUAACCCCCAGCUUGUGAAAGAUUCCUUGGAUGCAAAGACCAAGCAAGAACCUGCGAAGGAAAAUGCCGAGGACACUAAGAAGACUCAGCCAAGCACUAAUCAGCCAGCGCCUGGCUUGCCUGCUCUUCUCACUCUCGACACCUUCGACUCCGUCACCGCCAAGGGUCUUGUGUUUGUGGAGUUCCUCUCUCCCUUCUCCUCCCCCAGCAGAGACUUUGCUCCGACCUGGAAGACCAUCUUUGACCGCUUCCAGCCUUCCAGUGAGGCGUACGGAAUCACCAUGAGACAGGUCAACUGUAUCGACAGUGCAGCCUUGUGUGAGAGAGAAGGAGUGACGCAGUUCCCUCAGCUCAGCUUCUACGGCCCCGACACCGCUCAUCCAGAAAAGGGCAAGUUGGUGGAUAAGCUCCCGGUCGAGCCUAACAGAAAGGAGGAUGACUACUGGCAGUCUUUGUUCAAUCACAGUCCAAACAAGGAUGCCGUUAUUAGUUCCGGUAAGGCGUUAAUGCUGGCUCCGCCUAAGGAAGCUCCAAAAGCGGCGCCAAAGGAUCUCGGGUUUGACAUGACAGGCAUGCCAGACUAUCUCAAUGAAAAAACGUUUGACGAAACCACGGCCCAGGGUUUGGUAUUGAUUGAGUUCUUCUCUCCGUAUUGCUCUCAUUGCAAGGACCUUUUUCCCACCUACAAGAAGAUUUUCCAGAAAUUUGAACCCCAAAGCAAGGCAUACGGGAUCCAGAUGCGACAGGUGAACUGUGUCGAGAGCGCUGACUUGUGCAGUAGAGAGAAAAUUACUGGUUAUCCGCAUUUCAGGUUGUACGGCCCGGACUCAGACACCAAGAAAGGGAAGUUUAUCGAAAAAUACGUGGGUGGUCACACGGAGAAGGACUUCUUCGACUACUUGCUAAAGGUGAGUCCUAACAAGGCGGCAAUAGAGGCUGAGAACGCGGUGUUGCUGGUCAAAGUUCCGGCGCUACUCACUGUUUCCACUUUCUACGACACCAUUUCCAAAGGUCCUGUGUUUGUGGAGUUCUACUCUCUGUACUGCGCACGGUGCAAGGUUUUGGCUCCAUUCUGGGAGAAAGCCUACCAGCAAACUGUGGGCGAAACCCUCCAACUGGGCGUUCAGAUGAGACAGGUGAACUGUGUGGAGAGCGGUGACUUGUGCUCGCGUGAGCAGGUCUUGGGUUUCCCUGUGUUCAGAUUAUACGGACCACUGGAAGAUGGCACAGGUGCGGUGAUUGAGACAUAUCUGGGAGAGCAUACAGAGGCUGGGUUUGUUAAGUAUGUAAGGGAAUUGUCAAAAGAUCCUAAGGCUGCCGAUCCUGCUAAGAAAGAGGUUAAGAAGGAUUUGGCGGAAGCUGAGGUGGUUCCGGAAGUGAAGAAAGAGCCUGCUAAACCUGCCGAAAUACCUGCAAAGCCUGCUGAGAUACCUGAUGAAAAAUCUAAGCCUGCUGAUACACCUGAUAAAAAACCUUCUGUUGAAACUUACAACGACAAGAAAGCUAUAACUGAUGCCGUUAGGCCUUCAGAUAUGGAUUCCGAGGAAACAGGCUUGGAAAACGUUGGGAUGCCCACCAUGCUCACUCUCAAAACCUUUGGCAAAGAGCUCAGUGAAGGGUUGACUUUAGUCGAGUUCUUCUCUCCAUACUGCCACCAUUGCAAUGCCUUGGCGCCAAUCUGGGAAGCCACCCACAAGAAGUUUCUUACCCAGGGCAGGGAGUUGGGCAUCAAAAUGAGACAAGUCAACUGCGUGGAAGAAGCCGAUUUGUGUGGUCCAAAGCACUUGGACAUCCGCGCAUACCCUAACAUCCAGUUGUAUGGUCCCAGCAAGGAUAAGCGGUCCGGUGUGAAGAUUGAGACCUACCCAAGGGGAUUAAAGCGGACAGCUGCGCACUUGAUUAAAUAUAUGAGGGAGGCCGCGGCUGAGUUCAACGCUGAUCACUUUAACCUUCCAGGCAAGUCUACACUCAUGACCGACCUGGACAUGUUGAACGCCAUUGCCGGCAACAUUGAAAAGCCCAUUUUUGUAUCGUUCUGGCCAUCCACCGAUGUCCAGUUCAAAAAGUCGGUUACUAAGCACUCAGACAAUUUCAUCAGAUGUCGAGACUGCUACGAAACGAGACGGAAGUGGGACCGUUUAUCAAACGCCCAGGAGAGCGUGCCGUUGUACCACUUCAACUGUGUCUCCCACCCCAAGAUCUGCAGCGCGUUAGGAUUUGGCGCCUUGAAAAGCGACCACGGGAUGGGUCAUAACCGAGAGGCGAAGAUGGUGGCCUUCUUGCCAAAGAAGGUAUCGGGGCUCAGCAAGAUUGCGUAUGAGUACUACCCGACGGUGCGCGAUAUGUUGCAGUUCACUGGGAAGCUUAUGGUGAACUACCAAUACCAGGAAACCACGGCCGCAAAGCUUGAAGAGUUGAAUAUCAAGAGCAACAUUUUGCCGGCCAAAGUGAAGUUUCCGAUCGGCACUUCCAACUCACGCGUGGCUUUUGUCUACCACUACGAUAAAAACACGGUGGUGGACGAGGACUUCCAAAUCAUGGGCCACAUGUUAGAGAAGGUGAUGGAACUCCCGUUCGAGAUCGGCUUGUACAAGUCCUCGGAUCCGGGAAUUCCCGCGUUGGCAAGACUGCAGCACGAGAACAUGGUCGAGCUCCUUAACUACAACUUAACCUCGGCUCCAUAUGUGUUUGACAAGAACAUGCACACGAGUUUGACUCUCACCUCAUUGCCCACGUUGUACUGUUUCAAGGAAAAUACGUUGGCAAGCUUUACCUUCCAGAACUUUGACCCGCGCGAAAUACGAGAUGUCGACCGGUUGAAGGGAUGGAUGGAGACGAAUGGGUUCCCUGCCAUCCACAGCUUAAAGCCGGUGAACUACCACUACUACUUCAACGACGAGUUGGCGCAAACCAACGAUAAAGUGCUUGUAACGCUUGUCAACUCUGAGACCCAGACCCCGGAUGAUCUCAAUGCCAUCAUCCGCACAUUAUCGGUGGCCCAGCACGAAUACAGCUACAUGAAAGCCAAGUACUUGUACGACGAUAUAGUGAACCAACGGCUGAUCAAGGACAAAGAAGUGGCUGCGUUGAAGGGCGAUGCCGCUUCGAAGCGGAUGAAGCAAGAAAUCAGCCACGCGUUAUUUGAGGACUACAAUUUGUACUUCACCUAUUUGGAUAUGGCCCAGGACGGAUACUUGGUGGAGGAAAAGGGCUGGGAUGUGUUUGGCUCGCGCUUCGAAAAGGCAAAGUACGAGUACAACAUGGGAGACGUGUUUAUCGUGGAUAAGAACAACAAGCGGUACAUCGACUCGGCUGUUACCGGUGACUACCUCACUGCCAACUCGUACCAGCUCAGACAAGUCUUCCAGUACUUACUCUCAGGUAUCAAGACCAGCAUCGAGUAUCCUACUGACUUUGCCAAGAGCGCCUGGGUGCCGAUCAAGUUGACCCACAGUCCGUACAGCGACAGGCUCAGGUUCAUGGACAAGGUGCAUCAGCAAGGAUUCUUCGGGUACUUUGUCUUGUGUCUUGGGGUUUUGGUGGCUGCCUUCCUUGGCAGACGCAAUCUCAACGCAGUCUACCACCUUUACAAGCGCUCUGCUAGCCGUGACCGCCACUACGGGAUUUUGGGCAAGCCAGCCUCGAACAAGCGCGACUAGGCGUGUAUGUAGAUGACUGUUCGGUCGAUAGCUUACGAAAAGAUGUUUGAUUUUGGACGGGGUCUGUAAUUGUGUUUGGGUUCCAACCCCCAUGGGAUGAAUUGGUCACUGGGUAAAAGUAGUUUGCAAAGGCAUGGAUAGAAUAGUGGAAUAAUCUUUCAACCUCUCCUUUGAAAUACUAAACUUUAGAAUAUAUAUAUAUAUGUAUAUAUUUUU